Lymnaea stagnalis (great pond snail) is the source of this 6638-nucleotide messenger RNA. NCBI's taxonomy places the organism in Eukaryota, Metazoa, Mollusca, Gastropoda, Lymnaeidae. The record is from the annotation of a GenBank genome assembly.
AAUUGAGUGACCAUGUUGGCUAGAUCGCCUUCAAUUUCAGUCUGAGUAGAGGAUUGAAUUGAUUACGGAUUACUGUUUUAUAAGUGGGGAAAUCUCGCAUUAAAUAGAAAAUUCUAGUUUUCUUUUUUUUAGAAGACAUGAAUUUUCAAGAAUUAAUGACAGUUGCAGAACACAAACAAGUGAAUCUAAGUAAAACUGUAAGUACAAAUCAACUUUGAGUUGAAUAGGGCCUGGCUAUGGCUAAAGGCAAAGGCUACUGGCUAUCCAUAGGCUACAGUUUCGGUUAAAUUCUCACCAGUCACUGUGUUAGUAUGACGGUUAUGUAACACUGCAACACAGCGUUUUAUUUGUUAAAAAUAAGAAUAAGGGUGAAUUAGUCUCACAUUGGUGAUUUUUUUCUGUCAACAUUUCAUGAUUUUUGUGGGCUACAAACUACAAGGAUACACAUUUUUUGUGUGGAAAGUUUGUUUCCUAGGCUAGUCCUAGGCCAAUUAAAUUAUUUUAGUAGGCCUACUUACAAAUAGGCUAAAUAGCCUUGACCAAUUUCAGUCAAGCCUAGGCCUAUCAGUUUGAGCUUGCUAAAUAUAAAGUAUAAGGGCAUCCAUAAAGGAUGUCACACACAUUUUGCCGAUUUUUGACCCCCCCCCCUCCUCCCCAUUCCCAUCGUUACAAAUCGUCACAAAAAGUUAGACCCCCCCUAAAAUAUAACAUUACAAAUCUCUGCACCCCUCCCCCCCCCCCUAAAAAUUCUCUGUGUCCACUGCUGUCCUUUACAAACCCUUAAGAAAUUCACCUGUCACCUCCCAUGGAUAUCAAAUUACUACACCUGUGUCCCCAUCCCUACCUUACAAAUCUUCACAAAAAGUUAGACCCCCCCUAAAAUAUAAGAUUACCAAUCUCUGCCCCCCCUCCCCCCCCCCUAAAAAUUCUCUGUGUCCACUGCUGUCCUUUACAAACCCUUAAGAAAUUCACCUGUCACCUCCCAUGGAUAUCAAAUUACUACACCUGUGUCAGAAACAUUUCACUUAGACAGUGGUUCUUAACCAGUGGUGAAAGUACCUCCCCAGCCCUGAGGUGCGGAAGACCAGAAAAUUGUAUUUGCUGCCAUUGCUAGUUAUUGCUUUUUUUUUUUUUAAUCGGUUUUUAUGCAUCUUGAUUAUCAGCAGUAAAUGUUUUUCACGGUUUGUGGGGGGAGGGGGGGGGUGUGUGUGUGUUCCAAACAGAGUGGGCCUGCAGCGCUGAAAAAAUGGUUAAGAAUCCCUGCCCUAGAGCAUUUACUAAGAUCAUCUCCCUCCUGUCAACCACUUUUUUCGUUCCACCCCACUUACCAUGGAAGUACUACUUCUAUAACUCCUGUGUCCACAUUUGGCCAUAAAUUCUCACAACUGUCAUUGUAACUCCCCGCUGGCGUCCUGAAACUUGAUCAGCUGCCAUUUUUUCUUAGGUCGCAUACCUGUACUGAUUUUCACUGUGAUAGUAGUUUUAAAGAAUAAUGUUAAAAAUGUCUGUAAUUUAAGGUUUUUAAGUGCAAGUCUUUACUAUAAUAUUCCGCUUUUCAUGUGACGUCACAUUGCUUGAGCCUCCCCCCCUCCACCAUGCCCACGUCACACAUCGUCACAAAAAUCUGACAACCUCCACCCCCCCAGACGCGUGACGUUAAUUGUGGAUGGCCCCUAAGUCAAUAAGUGUAUCUUGUCCAUUCAUAUUGAUACUAUGUAGAACUUUUCUUUGUUUUUUUUAAAGCUUUUUGCUGCUUAAAAAGAUAAAUCUAUACAAAUUACAUGCUUAUUGAUGACUAUGUGAAGCAAAGGGCAACCCCAGGCUGUCGCCACUUCUUGUUUCAGAUCUGAUGGAUUAAAUCAAAUUAUGUUUGCAACAUAAUGGCAGCCAAGUAUAUUAAUGUAAUGCUAAACAUGGCAUUGAUACCAUUCAUUAAGAAUUUAUUGUUUAUUUUAAGUCAUUGUGUUUAUAUACAAUAUAAAUGCUCUUCUAAACUGAAAUAUGUAACAAUUUAAUCCAUAGGUUUUCUGUAGGCAUAUAGUAAAAUAAACAAAAAGUGGAAACUCAACAUCAUUGUGUGUUUUAAAAAAAUUGAUUAUGUGCUUCAUUUUGCACAGUGCAGGUCUACAAAUACCUUGGUGUUUUAAGUAACCCAUAAUGCAUUGCUGACCAACAUAGGCUAAUUAAAGGUGCAGGCAAAUUUCUAAUCAGACUACUUUACUGGUCUGAGCUCAAGAAAAUUUUUAAAUUUCUGGAAAAAAAAUUUUGAAUUAAAAUUAAAACUCACUGGCCUCUUUUCAUAUUUUACAGUGUAUAAUAUUUUAUCUGUUGGGGAUAAACAAAAUAUAAUAUAAAAAAUAGUAGGGAACAACAGUGAACAUUUUAUAAAGAUAUGCAAUAAGCUUGCAUAUUAAAAUGUGUGGUCGGAUGGCUUUGCAUUCUAAACUAUGUCAAUAUCAAACUGCAUUGAUUGGAGUACAAAACCCAGAAGCAGAAAAAAACAUCAGCAGCACCCCAUAGUUUUAGCCAGAGAAACACCAUUUUUAAAGACACAUGAUGUCAUAGCAAUGGGAAAAAUUCAUGAAUGAUUUCCUCCAUAUUUACAUCCUUCCCUAAUGAAUAAGUCUCAAAUUUGAAAUGAAAAUAGCUUGUUAUAUUUGAUUUGUGUCACAUUUGUUAUUCAAAUCAUUUGUAAUUUUGUAAAAUUGGACUCAUCAAUUAAGUUAAUAGAAUUAACAAUAAUAAAUAAUUUAAUAAUGAAAUUCAUUGGAUGAGUUAUAUUAUUGAUGUUAAUAUUUUAUAGAAUAACAAAACUACUACAGGAAAAUCAUGAAUAAUUAUUAUAUAUGGAUUAUAUGAAACAAAUAGUGCGUGGCUUUAUCCCCGGAUUUUGCAAAUAUUACCCCCAAAAAACUGGUAUUUGGUACCCAAUGAAAAUGUCUACCUUGUUGUUCCCUUCCAAAUAGACUAGUUACUAUGUAUUAGGCUAAUAUCAUUAGUCUAACGAUAAUGAGUUAUUUAUUAAGCAAAUUAUUAUGUUAACUAAUUAAUAAACUGGUAUUUGUCACAACUUUAUUUAUGUGCAUGUUAAGGACUUCAAUGUAAAUUGUGAUUGCGUGUUGUUUAGAGAUUAUAUGUGUUGCUUUAUCUAUUUAAUACUAUUAUGCCUAGUAUUUUAUGAAGUAUUUUGUGGGAAGGGGAAAGGAUGCAUUGUUUUUGUGUAGAGUGUUGUGUGAUCAGUAGUGGCAGUUGACUAUUUAGUUGUGGUAAUAAAGAUACUGUAUUCUAGUAAUCAAUGGUUUGUGAAGUUAAUAUAAUAAACCCCUAGACAAAAUGUAGCCAUCGGUUCGUUACAGUGCAUGUUUAACAGACAUUUACUGUUGUGGGGCAAAAAAAAGAAUUAAAAUCCAGCAUAAAAUGACUCUUAAUGACAAACACAAGGCAACCUUGCCAACUUUAAGUUUGCAAUUUUGUUUAGUCAAUAAUAUUUCAGAGCCAAACUGUUAUAAAGCAAACAUACAUAUGUAACUUACGGUAGAAAAUUAGUUAAUUCUUCACAUAAAAAAUGUCUGCUCAACUAAUUUUAGUGAGACUGGAUGUCGGGAGUGUUGGAUAGCGCUCCAUUGAAUUUCCUUUUUAAAUUAUUGUAUUAGUCAUCAUGCCAUAUGGCGUAAUAGGAGCUGGAAGUGAGAUUUUUUCCUUGGUUGAUGAUUAUUUAUAUAGUCAGGUUUUGUGAAGAGUUUAGGAUUGUUUGCUAGAAGUGUAGAAGUUAUAAGGCAGUAUGGCUAAUAAAUAGCCAGCCUUUAGUCUAUAAGUAACCCAUAAGCUAACGCUCUUCAAGUUUAGGCCCUUGAACGCACCAGAAAAUGUUUUAACAUUGAUAUCAUUGUUCCAUGGCACAUAACCUAUAAUAUAAUUAUUUGUAAGUUAAAGAAUAAUAUAAAGAUUUAAAAUUUCAGUUUUUUUUUUGUUUUGUUUUUUUUUUUGUUUUUAAUUUUGGAACUAAAGAUCAAGUGCAGAUUUUUUUAUUUUUUUUGGGUUGCAUUUCCCAACAUAUCUCCUGCCUAAAUUAAACAAAGUUUUUUUUGUGUGUUAUGAUCUCUGUUUUAUUUCCAACCCAAGAAAAAUGUCUCAAGAUACAGUCUGGAGCUCCCUGCCCCAAGAAAGGAGGAGAAACCAAAGCCAAAAUCAAAGGUUGUUCAAAGCCUCAUCGAGGAGAAGAAACGGGAAAAAGGUUUGAGGCUCUUUCAUUUUUCUCUUUCUUUUCAAUAACAUCGGUCUUUUCAACAACAUUGGUCUGUUCAAUAACAUUGGUCUUUUCAAUACCAUUCGUCUUUUCAAUAACAUUGGUCUUUUCAAUAACAUCAGUCUUUUCAAUAACAUUGGUCUUUUCAAUAGCAUCAGUCUUUUCAAUAACAUCAGUCUUUUCAAUACCAUUGGUCUUUUCAAUAACAUCAGUCUUUUCAAUAACAUGGUCUUUUCAAUAGCAUCAGUCUUUUCAAUACCAUUGGUCCUUUCAAUAACAUCAGUCCUUUCAAUAACAUCAGUCCUUUCAAUAACAUCAGUCCUUUCAAUAGCAUCAGUCUUUUCAAUACCAUUGGUCUUUUCAAUAACAUCUAUAUCAUUGAUAAUAUUAUAGUGUUUGUGGAUUAGAUUUUUAAAUUGGUGGUUAGUUUAUUUCUGGUUUAAGUCAGACAGUUACCUUUGCCAUGACAGAUAUUUCAUAUCUGUACAGGUUUUCUGUUUCUCAUUCAAUGCAAGCAUGACGUGUGCAUAUUUGGUUAUGUUAAAUGGCUUUCAUGUGUUGUUAAAUUAUAAUUUUAACAACUUGCAGUUGGUUACCAAAUUUUAGUACUUGACCUAUUUUGCUCUAUUGUAUCAUUAUUUAUUAUGUUCAUAAAAAGUAUAAGGGAUUGAAAUAUUAAUGUCUUGUUAUUGUAACACUUUUUUUUAAAAAUACAGAGGCAGCAGAAAAAGCAGAAAGAGAGCGGAAGGAAGAAGAGAGGAAAAAGAAUCAAUUCAGAAUACCUAAAAAGAAGACAGAUUCACCAACCAUCGAUAAAGAUUCUCUAAUCAAUUCAUUGUUUGAUGACAGCGGUGUUCAGUUCGGCGACAGCUCAUCGGAAAAUGCAGUGCUGCACAAACACAGCAAAGAUAAAACCAAUGGCGAGUCUGUGCCAUCAUCUAACAAAGACAGACAUUCUUCUCAUCACAGAGAUUCCCAUUCAGGUCAUGGGACAUCGCGUUCUUCUGAUAAAAGACAUGACAAAUCAUCAUCACAGGAGCCUUCCUCCAGAAAACAUGAAAAGCAUAAAUCGAGUAGUUCAUCCAACCACAAAGAAACAUCACAUUCUUCUCAUCACACAUCCAGUAAAUCUACCUCAGAAAAUCACAAAUCCAGUUCUCUGUCCUCUGAUAAGAAACCCAGCAAAUCAAUAGAGACUCAAUCUCAACAUCAUCAAGCCGCCCAUUCCACAACUUCAUCCAGCAAAUCUUCAGGGGAUAAAUCUAAGGCGCCAGCUGAUGGACAGCCUGUUGUUUUGACGAAACAUCAUUUAAAUCCAACAAUUGAGCGCCAAGCUUCGGAAAUGUCAGAGCGAGAAAAAAUAUUGGCUAAGCUUCAAGCCAUAAAGCAAAGGACGUUAGAAGCGCUUCAUAAGGAAAAUGCAAGAAAAGGGAAGCGUAUGAAAGGGGAUAAGUCUCACAGGAAAUCGAAAGUAGAGGAAAAGCUUGAAGAUAAAGCUAAAUCGGUGGAAAUAAUUCGAGGGGAGGUUUCAUCCGAGGGAGAGGAUGAAGAGAGAAACGAUGUGCCGUCUGCGUUAGAUGUGAUGUUGUCGGAUAGAAACGCCAAGUUGGAGAAGGAUAAAAUCUCACGUCUGGCAAAACAGGCCUGGGAGAGAGCGACGAAAAAAUCCUCAGACACUGAAGAAAAGGUUAAGAAGAAUUCUAAGUCGUCUCAUAGGGAAAGUAGUUCCAAAAAACAAUCUAAAGUUCAUGUUCAUAAAUCUUCUCAUCGUGAUAAAGACAAAAGAAAAGCCCAUUCCUUGUCACCUUCUACCACCCGGUCAAACAAACCUUUAAUUAAACCUAAAAAAUUCAAAUCCUCCCAGCCUCCCCCCUUAGACUUUAAAGCAAUUUUAGCAAUGGCAGAACAGAAACAAAAGGAGCCCCCUAAACCAGUUGUGCCAUUGCCAAAGAAGAAAAAAGAAGAGGAGGAAAGACCUCUUACUCAAGAGGAGAAAGACAGGAGAGAACGCCAGAAGUCUAAAGCCUAUCAAGAGUGGUUACAAAGAGGAGGUCAACGCCCUGGCCAGAGAGACGCCAACGGUCACGACUCUCCGCCGCCGUCAUCAUCUUCUCAGUCGACUAAAAUAAAACCCGGCGCACAGGGGCCCGGCAAAUCUUUAGCCAAGCCUCAGGACAAACAUAAACAAAUGUCCAGGCCGUCUGAGAAUGGCAUCGGCAAAGCCAGAAGCAUGACGGUCAAUGAAAAUGUCUUGGUUUGUGGGCCAGGGGAGGGCAGUGAGGAUGAAGAAGAAAGCCCUCCUGUCAGGCAGCAACAGGAUACCAGGAAUCCUUUCGACAAAAUUAUGCAACAGGUUCACAAGAAAAGGCCAGGGACACAAGUAUCUUCAGGU